CCCUGACAAUCCUUCGACGCAACGGAAAAUUGCUUUUCUCCUCGACAUGGGAGCACAAAUCAACGUCAUAACACCUGCGACACCUCAUAGAAAGACCUCGAAAACCAUCAUGGUACAAGGGCUAAACGCUGUAGCAACUGCUAUAAGAGUCAAAUUUUGGAUACACAAUUGCGACAAACCCCUUGAAGCAGUUCUAGGGGGCAUGAACAUCUUGGGCGUUCCAGGCAUCAAGACGCUGCAGUUAAAAGGCUUAAUAGUUCAGGCUCUUCCAUUUUUCAUUGCUGAGCCCGACCGACACCAACCUACGCUUCGUGACACAUCUACCUGGCGUUAUAAAUCAAUCCCGACCAAGCGACAUCUUCGGGAAGCCCUUGUCGCCCUUUUACAGAGGCUCGAACAACAGGGAUGUAUAGUACCAGUAGCGGCCAGUACCCACCUAUCGCCUGGGUGGGGAAUCGCGAAGCCCGGAAAACCCAACGAAGUCCGACUUGUAGUCGAUUUCCGUGAGGCUAAUAAACGGUGUCUCCCACUUAUGCAACCCAAUGCUUUUACGCUAACCCAGUGUCUAUAUGAGAUGGCAAGGUUUCAAGGGGGCAAGUGGUACGGGACAACCCUUGACCUCAAGGACAUGUUUUUCUCCAUCCCGAUUAUUGACAACAGCGGAAUCCUAAACAUCUGUGUCGAGGGUAUGAUGUACCGAUGGACAGUAUGCCUGCAGGGAUAUCACAACUCUCCUGCCUUGGCCACAGGCGCAAUGAACGACACAUUUAAAGACUUUCGAGCCUCCCAUCCUUUGCCAGCGGAAGAUAAAACUCAAAAUUUGGAGUUAUGUUGAUGACCUCGCCAUUAUGGGUCGUGAUCAGCAAGAUGUUGCUGAGGUCACCCGCCGUCUAACCGACCAUCUCCAUGCUAAGGGCUGGACAGUUAAUUUGAAAAAAAUCAAACUUGCAACCCACAAUGGAUAUUACAUUCUUAGGCACCAGGUUUACCGGCGCAACUAGAUCCGGUGUCACACACGACGAAACCCCGGAGCUCGGUACCCUCGAAGAGCCAUUACCAAUGCACAAGAAGCAAUUUCAACGACUCUUGGGACAUCUUAAUUGGUAUCAACAUUACAUCACUCCGCAUUACCUUCCGAUAUUAGCGAGGCUCCAACGUCAGACCCGCGACAAGUUACGAAAAGCCACACCUUGGACGGACAAGGACAGAAAGGAUCUUCAUAAUCUUCUCCACGCCGUAAAAAACAUGCCACUUCAGGCACUUAACCUCACUGAGACAUUGGUAAUCACUUUGGGGUAUACUGCCAAUCAUGUAUGGGCCACUGCCCAUAACCCCCAAAACGAACUGGUGUAUGCCUCGCACAAAGCUCUUCAGGCGGCACAACAUCGCUACGGAGCCUUUGGAAAACUUCUGUUGGCAGAAAGACUCGUCACAUUACUAUCCCAGGGGCAUGGAACGCUUCGAGCACCUGCUGCUACUCUCUUACCUUUACUGGACGCCACAAAGGUCGAUUCACAGUUCCAAGGGGAACCGGCUACUUGGAACGAAAUGGUAUUGCAUUAUCACUAUCGUUGGUGUUGCUGGAAGUGCGAAGACUUGCCGCCCAGUCCUGACGCAAAAGAUAACUCAACGCCCACUCUCUAUGGGACCAUAGCCCCGGCCUGGAUGGCCUCCGACGGUACUAUUCGACAUGGAGGGGGCUAUGGGUUCUAUUGCAAACCGUGCCAUGACGUGGAAUUAUACCGCGCUCCAGAAGGAGCCACCGCCCAAAGAAACGAACUCUUGGGUUUUGAAGUUGUCAUCCGCCACAGUCUUCAACAUCACGACAGGACGCUUCCGACUCCCAUCAUAGCUAUUGAUUCCCAGUAUGUCUACAAAAUUGUUACUGGCGCAGUGACUGCGGUGGAAAACCUAGAGGACUGGGAAAGAAUCUGGGACCUGUUAUCCCAGUUUAUUGUUCUACCGCUUGUAAAGCACACCAAGUCGCAUAAACUUGAAACUGAUCCUGUACAUGAAAUCAAUCGACAAGCUUCUAGAAGACCCUCUUCGGAGUGAUGUUGUCAUAGUUGCCAAGGCAGGCGACCCCAAAACGCAGUUCGAUCCAUUCCUCACGUGGCUGCAUGAACACUGGGGACACCCAGGCCCAAGGGUUAGUCACCUACGUUGGCGAUCCACCACAGUGACUCCCGCACCCUAUGGCACAAGGCUGGAGCGCUAGACGCACAGCAGUUUGCACCCGGAAAGGUCUGGCAAGUUAUCCCCCUGCGAAAAAGCAAUGCCGUAGCUAUUAUAUCGGCUUUUACUACAGCAAUUGCCAGUUGGAAAACCCCUAACACAAUUCAAUCAGACGGAGGUCCACCGUUUAAUUCCUCAGCGCUCGACAAAUUCGCUCACCUCCAUAACAUCACUUGGCAUCUACACUUACCGUACCAUCCUCAAUCCAAUGGAGUAGUAGAAAGGCACAUUGGCCUCUACAAAGAGCGAUUACGCUUGAAAGGCGGUGGAACCUUCAAAAACUGGACGAAAUUGAACAACGAUGUCCUUAUAUCACUGAAUGCAGAUAAGACAUUGUGGGAUGAAUCCACUUCCUGGGCCCCAAAACCACGGGUCCCAAAAUUUGCACCCAACGAAUUAGUCUGGAUUACCAUUCCACAUCCACGUCAGCCACAUCCACGUAUCCACAAAGGAACCGUCGUCCGUCCAGAACAGUAUCCAAACACCUACACCGUUACCUUCGUCCAUGACAACCGACCAACUACGCUCCUCGCCCAUCACAACUGGUUGUCUCGACGCGCAAACUCAUAUGCAAUGACCUCUUAGGUUGUAAAUCAGUUACUGUCUUGUCUUUUCUUUUCUUUUUCUUUCAGCUCCAGCUUUCGAGUCGUCCAGCAUUUGAUGACGUCAUGAUCCUUUUGUGCCUACUGGUCCUCCUGUGUCGAGCGAGCCCUCUACAGGAGCAAGUAUUUCGAUUCGCCGUCACCAAGUUACCCGUGAACCCUACCAGCACCAGGACACUUGGAGCCAACUACCCUGGCACAAACGUUUAUGGGAAACCUUAAAAUGGGGGGCGGAAUCCCUCAUUCCCGGAUAUGGGGGAACCAAGGUCCGCCUAGCCCUUGUUCAACUCAUCGAACAAGUAGAAGAACUCACCAAGACGACCCGCACAGCGAUACAACUUCUUGACCUCCAGCUACAAGCUACCUCCCAAAUGACUUUACAAAACCGCUUAGCAUUAGAUGCCAUUCUUCUUCAACAAGGUGGACUUUGUCAAUACCUUAAUCUUUCUCAUGACCAUUGUUGUAUUGCCAUUCCCAAUGUUUCCCUUCCCUUAUCUCUACAGAUCGACAAAAUGAAGAAAAUUGCAGAAAAUGUCAACCGCCUCUCGGGUAUAGGCCAAGGCUGGCUUUCUGACCUUUUCCGUUGGUUUGGGUGGGACACGUCAUCAUGGCUCCUCAACUUGCUAAUACCCCUCAUUACGCUUUUGUUACCGAUUGCUGUAUUUGUGUGUUUUAGUUGUUGGAUUUUACAGUAUCUCAAACAAAGUUAACCACGCUUUCUGCUUUUGUAUACACUCGCUUGCCAAACACUACUAAUGAUAACGAAAAUGGUCUAUACGUAAACAUGAUGUAAUGACUUGCUGUGCCAUGGGCAAGGGGGCAUGUCACAACCCAAUUAAGUAGUGCCCAUGUCACAAGCAUUAUCACACGUACCAUUCGAAGCAGUUUUAUUUUGCACUAGGUUAACUAAGGGUUAACAAGAUGAUAGUAACAGCCUUCUUUGCUGUGCAUGCCAAAAAGAAAUUUAUAACUGCGCCACUAACAGAAAAUCUUGCUUUCUAUGCUUUACAUAAAUCAUUAUAAUUGGUCCGAGUGACAGGGGAGUAGCCCUGCAUAAAACACCCUAGCGAAAAACCGCUAGGUAAUUGGCAAUUCUAAUUAAAUUUAUGACGUGGCAAAAAGCAAUUGGCUAUUAUACAAAUAAAACCCGCUUGUACUUCCGCGUAGUCGGAGACCUCCGUACGCACCUUGGAGACCUCUGAACAUACGUGUCAGAGUAAACUGGCGAUCCGAUCAGUUGCCAGUUCGUCCCCCCGUCUUCGACCCUACCUCAGACGUAAUCGACGACUGCCGGCCCGACCAAUUCUGCCCGACCACUUUUGCAAACCGACCUACUUUGCAGACCGACCUACUGAACUCUAAGCUGUAACUAACUAAGUAUCUCUGACCUCCGUCAUUCACCACCG
Alligator sinensis (Chinese alligator) is the source of this 4243-nucleotide messenger RNA. RefSeq lists its product as uncharacterized. Bases 958 to 2055 code for a protein of 365 amino acids. The record is from RefSeq and is a predicted model, not a curated record. NCBI's taxonomy places the organism in Eukaryota, Metazoa, Chordata, Crocodylia, Alligatoridae. The transcript is spliced from 3 exons. Gene Ontology annotation, molecular function: nucleic acid binding.